GCCAUGUUUCCACCAAGCCACCCCCUCUCGCCUAGUACUAGUCCGCUGAAUCGGGUUCAGAAAUAGUGGUAAACGGACAUACCAAAUUCUGGGACAAAUUAUCCUGUAAAUAUCUAUUUUGAAGUUCUGUGUGUUUUGUCAGGCAGGAGUUGGGGAGAGUUGCACAACCAUGUCGAAGGGAGAGACGGAGGAGCUGAUCGAGAUUGAGAUAGAUGGACAGGAGAAGCAGGAGUGUAUGGAAGAAGGGAUUGUGGAGCAGACAAUCACAACAGCUGAAUUUGUCACCCAGGCCAUCGACAUUAAUGAGCCAAUCGGGAACCUCAAAAAGCUGCUGGAGCCCCGUCUCCAGUGCUCACUGGAAGGCCAUGAGAUUUGUCUGCAAGAUAUUCAGCUGGACCCUGACCACAGCCUAUUUGACCAAGGAGUGAAGACUGAUGGGACUGUCCAGCUCAGUGUGCAGGUCAUCUCCAGACAAGGCGUGGAGCCCAAGCUGAAUAUCUUGGAGAUUGUGAAGCCGGUGGAGACAGUGGAGGUUGUGAUUGACCCCGACGCACACUCUGGGGUGGUGGAGGAGGAUCAGCUGGUAGAGGAGGGUCAGGUCAUCACCCUGGACGGCAACAAACACAUAGUGGGGGGCAUCAUCGCCGAUGAGACCUCUGAGCAGGUCACACGCUGGGCCGCUGCCCUUGAGGGUUACCGCAAAGAACAGGUCCGGCUGGGUAUCCCAUAUGACCCAGUGCAGUGGACAGCAGACCAGGUGAUCCACUGGGCGGUGUGGGUGAUGAAGGAGUUCAGCAUGGUGGACGUGGACGUAGCCAGUAUCCACAUCCCCGGUAGAGAGCUCUGCGGAUUCACCCAAGAGGACUUCUUGCAGCGUGUGCCUCACGGAGAGAUCCUCUGGAGCCACCUGGAGCUGCUGCGCAAGUACGUGCUGGCCAGCCAGGAUCAAAGUGGACAGAUAGCCACUGUCACCAUUGAUCAGCCUGUUCAGAUCAUCCCAGCCUCAGUCCAGCAAACCACCCCCACUGCCAUCAAAGUGCUGAAUAACACCGGCAAGCAGAGCAAGGUGCAGCGAGCCCCCAGGAUAUCUGGGGGAGAGGACCGCAGCUCUCCGGGGAACAGGACAGGUAAUAAUGGUCAGAUUCAGUUGUGGCAGUUUCUGCUGGAGCUCCUGACUGACAAGGACUCUCGAGACUGCAUCUCCUGGGUGGGCGACGACGGAGAGUUCAAACUGAACCAGCCUGAGCUGGUGGCACACAAGUGGGGCCAGCGCAAGAACAAGCCCACCAUGAACUACGAGAAGCUCAGCCGCGCCCUCAGGUAUUACUACGAUGGGGAUAUGAUCUGCAAGGUUCAAGGAAAGCGCUUCGUUUACAAGUUUGUGUGUGACCUAAAGACGCUGAUCGGCUACAGUGCUGGGGAGCUCAACCACCUGGUGACGGAAUGCGAGCAAAAGAAGCUGGCGCGCAUGCAGCUUCACGGCCUGAGCCAGCCUGUCACCACCGUCACCCUCGCCACCAUGCAGGGGGACAAGGACAGCAGCUGAAGGGGUUGAGAGGACAGUCUGGGGGAAAGGGAAAAGGAAAAAGAAAGGGGAUGGGGAGCAUUGAGUGGCACAGGAAAACAAAUGAAAAGCAUUAUUCCUGGACUGCUGGACAUCUUUCUAAUAAUAAUAAUAAAUAUUGAAGCUGUUUUGGCUCUUAAACAACCUCAGUAACCAAAUAGGAAAUAUUUAAGGCAUACAAAGAAUGCCACCUAGGCACACUGUUUUCCUUCUGAUAAA
Molecule: messenger RNA, 1783 nt
Organism: Polyodon spathula (Mississippi paddlefish)
Lineage: Eukaryota; Metazoa; Chordata; Actinopteri; Acipenseriformes; Polyodontidae
Product: GA-binding protein alpha chain-like
Exons: 10
Coding region: 170-1546 (458 amino acids)
Biological process (GO): regulation of transcription by RNA polymerase II; cell differentiation
Cellular component (GO): nucleus
Molecular function (GO): sequence-specific DNA binding; DNA-binding transcription factor activity, RNA polymerase II-specific
Source: RefSeq, a predicted model, not a curated record